CCCUCCUCUCCACACAAACGACAAGGUAUAAUGGCUCCCCUUGUGUGUGUGUGCACCAUGGUGGUUGACUGACUUGUAAUGCAGCUCUGAAUGAAUAUUCGAGUUCCCCCCGGCCGGCCGGGUCUUGACACCUUCUGAAUGAAGACACCUGUCUAAUCUCCCUCACUCUCUCCUUGCUCCUCUAACAACAGCUCCUGAAGUGACUCCUGGGUCUGAAGAAAUAAUUACACACAGGAAUAGUCUGAAAGCUGAGCACAAGGAUUCUUUCUCGACGUUUUUUUUCCAGGACUUUUAUUAGCGGAAAAGGAAAAGAAGACUGCAUUCUUUCACGCCACGAGAUUAUUUCAUCAAUCUACCGAGUCUACACAGACUUCAUCGGAAUGGAGCUUCAGAAGAUGAAUGGACACAGUCGAGAUGACGGGUUUGAUGGCCUGGACGCCAUGGCUGAGCAUGAUGAGUUCCUCCCUCAUAAAGCUGGUGGUGCCAAAAAAGAAACCCACUUCACAGAUUUCGAGGGGAAGACCUCCUUCGGAAUGUCGAUUUUUAACCUCAGUAACGCUAUAAUGGGAAGUGGAAUUCUGGGACUGGCUUUUGCGAUGUCCAACACCGGAAUCAUUCUUUUUAUAAUCCUGUUGAUUUUCAUUGCCAUUCUUUCGGCAUACUCAAUCCACCUCCUGCUGAAAAGCGCAGGCGUCGUCGGCAUCCGAGCAUAUGAGCAGCUUGGAAACAGAGCUUUUGGUCCUGCGGGGAAACUUUUGGCUGCCGUUGUUAUCACAGUACACAACAUUGGAGCAAUGUCCAGCUACCUCUUUAUUGUCAAGUCUGAGCUACCUCUGGUCAUUCAGGCUUUUCUGGGCAAACAGGAAAACACUGGAGAGUGGUUCUUGAAUGGAAACUAUUUGAUCAUCAUUGUUAGUGUUGCCAUCAUCCUUCCUCUUGCACUCAUGAAACAACUCGGUUAUUUGGGUUACACAAGUGGCUUCUCCCUUUCUUGCAUGGUGUUUUUCCUUUUUUCGGUGAUUUAUAAGAAAUUCAACAUCCCUUGUCCACUGGACAGUCAUCAUAACACAUCAUCAUCGAUGCAUCUCGUUUAUGACAACCUCACAGCCACUGAGGAGGAUGACGUCUUCUGUGAUGCCAGGCUAUUCACCAUCAAUUCACAAACGGCGUACACCAUCCCGAUUCUGGCUUUUGCGUUUGUCUGCCACCCGGAGGUGCUACCCAUCUACACCGAGCUAAGAGAUGCCACCAAGAAGCGUAUGCAGAAUGUUGCCAACAUUUCCAUCCUGGCCAUGUUCAUCAUGUACCUGCUAACAGCCCUUUUUGGCUACCUCACCUUCUAUGGUGCUGUGGAGUCCGAGCUGUUGCACACUUACAUUCGUGUGGAUGCUCUGGAUGUCCUGAUCCUUUGUGUGCGCCUCGCCGUGCUGAUGGCUGUCACUUUAACCGUACCCGUGGUUCUCUUCCCGAUCCGAAGAGCCAUCCUCCAGAUCUUGUGCCCCGACAAGCCGUUCCAAUGGGCCAGACACAUUGCCAUAGCGUUUUGCCUCAUCUUUUUGGUCAACCUGCUGGUCAUCUUCGUGCCCUCCAUCCGCGACAUUUUUGGACUCAUCGGAGCCACAUCAGCCCCCAGCCUCAUCUUCAUCCUACCUGGAAUCUUUUACAUACGAAUCAUUCCAUCAGAGCAAGAACCCUUUCUAUCGAGACCCAAAAUUCAGGCUGCAAGCUUUGCUGCUUUGGGAUUCAUCUUCAUGAUUGUGAGUUUGUCAUUCAUCUGCAUGGACUGGGCGAGUGGAGAGAACCGAAGUUCAGGUGGACACUAGACGCUCUUGAGAAGCCAACAAUAACACAAUGUGAACCAAAGCCAUUCCCUUCGAUUCAUUAACCUUGGUUGUUCCCAGCAGCCAAUCAGCACACGCUAAUAGAUGUUAACACCGCUUAUUUGACUCCUGAAGGGGCAGACCGGUGGAACGGAGAACAUAAGAUGCAUGUUCUAAAUGAUGUUCCAACAUUUACCAAGGGCCCUAAAAUAAGGAUGGUGCUUGUGGUGAAACACUAAAGAAAAAAAUGGCAACAUUAUGACUCAGAUGGGAAUCCCAUUGAGGAUAUAUGGGUGUGAAUGUUCCGUGGAAAAGCUACGCCACUGCCAAAGCUAUCUUUAUUUACUUCCCAUAUCUUGUAAAACAAUGCAAAUAAUAUCCUUGGCAUCAAAUUUAAUACAACAUUUCAUAUGCAAAUGUUGUUUCCAUUUCAAAAUACAUUGUAUAGUUGAUGGUGAAAUGUUGUGCAAAUAACAUCCACCCUAAAAGAUGAGGGUUAGAUGAGGCCAUUUUAACAGUAUGCACAUGUUUGUUGACUUUUGCUUGAAGUUAUGUCACGUUUUAGCUAACCUACUCUGACAAGUACGACUAUUGUGGAGUCCGAAGGGUGAUUGUGCAAAGUGUGUAACAGAAAAUGAUGCAACAUGUGGGCUUUUGCUGCUGUAAAUGAAGACGAACAGAAAAAAUCAUAAUGGCGUCAUCUGUUGUCGCAGAGCAAAGAAUGCAGUUACUGUAUAAAAUAUUGAGCUAUAAAGUAUAAUAGUUUUUAUUAGCAGUCAACAUGGCAAUCAGUGGCAUGCGGAUCUCAUAAGUGGAUCGGUUGUCCUUUUUUCUAUGUACAUUUUGACUAAAAUGUAUUUUGACGUUGUUUAUUCUUCUUGCACAUUGUUAUUUAAUUUCACUUGAAUCUAUCAAUAAAAUAUGUCUCAUUUGUA
Molecule: messenger RNA, 2755 nt
Organism: Doryrhamphus excisus (bluestripe pipefish)
Lineage: Eukaryota; Metazoa; Chordata; Actinopteri; Syngnathiformes; Syngnathidae
Source: RefSeq, a predicted model, not a curated record